This is a messenger RNA of Lobosporangium transversale, 1397 nucleotides long. Its product is annotated as TATA-binding related factor of subunit 20 of mediator complex-domain-containing protein. The transcript has 3 exons. Gene Ontology annotation, molecular function: transcription coactivator activity. Gene Ontology annotation, biological process: regulation of transcription by RNA polymerase II. Gene Ontology annotation, cellular component: mediator complex. The record is from RefSeq and is a predicted model, not a curated record. NCBI's taxonomy places the organism in Eukaryota, Fungi, Mortierellomycota, Mortierellomycetes, Mortierellales, Mortierellaceae. Bases 41 to 1060 code for a protein of 339 amino acids.
CAUCCUUAAAGCAUCAGGAAGAAGUACAAAAAAUCCAUCAAUGGGUGCCACCUGUCUAGUUCACUGGAAGGAUGCCAAUGGUCAGCAGUCCCUUACAUUACUCUCUGAACGGCUUCUCAAACAGUUCCAUGCUAACCCCAUUGGCCGAUGGACCAUCAAUUGGAAGGUUUUUAGGGACACUAGUCCCGUCUCAAAAUCAGGAACAGGAAAGAUGCUCCAUGUUGUAUAUGUUCAAGGUGGCGCAACUGCUCGAGGCGUUCCUCCAGGAUCCCAGGCGGCUAACACGUCAGCAGGGAGCGUUUUAAGUGGCACAGGUGCUGGUCUAACUGGAAAUACAAGUGCUAUAGCGUCCAAUGGUGUUGGGAGCGCAAUAUCAGGGAUGGCAGCUGGGACUGGGGGGAUGGGCUUGAAUACGGGAUCAAGCAAAACUGGACUAGGUAUUCUUCCACCGGGCGGGCCUUCUGCUAACAUAGUAGGAGCAGGAGCGGGUGUAGGGAAUAUGGGAGGAUUGACAUCAGCGCAAGCAGCUGCUGAUUCAUACAAUUCAACAGCAUGGUGUCUCAUUGAUGAUGGUGCUGUGGGACUGACGUCGGCAUCUGCAGCUUCUACAAACAAUGUCAAUACAUCUUCGAACACGGCCGGUGCUGAUGCAGCAGGUUCAAAGAAAAAGGCUGUCCUGGUCGAAGUCGAAAAAGACAUUGAAGCGCUCAUUGCCAAAUUGAAGAAUCUCUGGGUCCACCGACAACAUGCACAAGUUGAGGGGUAUGUUUUCGACCUGGGUGAUUUUAUUGUAAGAGCAGGAAACAUUAUGGUUGCUUCAACGAGCUAUAAAGGGAUGUUAAUUGAGAUCGAAUAUCUCCCACAAACAUCUAGCGCCAUAGCUUCCAAUGCCAUUCUCGAGGAAUUUGUCCGCCUAAUUUCUCCACCAGGAGUGACACUUUAUUCUCCACAAAUGCUUGAUUAUCCCUAUGAGCAAGUUGGAUUGGAUUCAAAGCACUGGUCCAUGCUCCAUUCUGGUUUCCAAUAUAUGACUCUCUUUAGGAGACAGCACAUCCUGUAAAAUAAGACUAUUGACAGUUUUUCAACAUUUUUAUUUCCAUGUUUUACACUGGUACCGAGAUUUUCAAAAGUUUACAGCGCUAUUAUGAUUUAGAAGAGAUGGACAACGAUUAACAACUUGGCCAUGCUGUCGGUCUUAAUCUCUUGCUUAUGUAUUUAACGAGCGGGCAAAUUUAUAUUCCGAAGACUUACUCUCAUCGUCUUUUUGAGGAGGUUUGGGCAUGCCGCCAGUGCUCCCCAUAUUGUUCAUCAAACCACGAGCACUAGAUAGUCAUAAAGUAGAGCAGAUGAGGCUGAGUGUAAACAUUUCCUGAAAGUAGUUAAUUCAAUUAAAAAUG